CCAAAUAGGAAUGAGAGAGGAAAUGUCACUAGGACGCCAGGAGGCUUUCGAAAUUUUCAAGAGGGACCACGCUGACAGUGUCACCAUCGAUGACAAUAAACAGAUUCUGAAGCAGAGAUUUUCUGAAGCAAAGGCUCUGGGAGAAAGUAUAAAUGAAACAAGAAGUAAAAUUGGUCAGCUAAAGGACGCCAUCACCCAGCGGCACCUACAGCAAGUAGCUCUUGGAAUCUCAGAGAAUGCUGGCACACCCUCCAUGCCUGACCUCCAGGAAGAGAAACUUCGAUCACAGCUGGAGGAGGAAAAGACUAGGUACAAAGCGACGUUCACGCGCCUGAAAGCCCUCAAGGUGGAGAUUGAACAUCUACAGCUGCUCAUGGACAAAGCCAAGAUGAAGCUGCAGAAGGAGUUCCAAGUCUGGUGGGCCGAGGAGGCCAGCAAUCUACAGGUAAACUCCCCAGCCAUGAAUCCCCAGGAGGGCCCGAAGCCAGUUCCCCAGCAGGACGAGCCACAGCUUCUCUCCAAGAAAAGUUCUCAAGGCUGGGAAGCUGAAGAUGUAGUUGGCAGUCCGGAUGUCUGUGAUAGGCUUUCCAGAAGAAUCCUUCCCUCCCCAUGCCCCAGUCAGUACAGCCAAGGGCCCAGUGACUCCAGGACCCAGCUGCAAGACAGUGUCCCCGAAAGGCCACUGUCAUCCAUCCCUCUCACUGGGGACAGCCAGACCGAUUCUGACAUCCUGGCGUUCAUCAGGGCCAGACAGAGCAUUCUGCAGAAGAAAUGCCUGGGAAGCAACUGACUUUCUGAUGAGGGUCCCACCCUGUUCUGCAGACAGAAUGACUGAUGCCAAGAUAAAGACCCUGACCCUCACUGGUGACCACAGACAUGACACAAAGCCACCCGGGAGCAGCUGGAAAUUUGAGGCCAGAGGAAGAGAGCUGUGCUUCUUUGCGGAUGGUGUCUGGGAGAGCUCAGGAUGGGUGGUCCUGAUUGAGCUGCUGGAAGGGUGGGCAAGGCCGGGUUGCUGCUCACUGUCACAUUUAUGAGGAUCCCAGCGACUGUGCAAUACAGCAUCAUAACGUGCAGGCAGGAGGCAUCCCAGGCGGAGCAGCACAGGAGGGUGAUAAUCCGUUAGUUAUAACGAUUUGCCAGCCACCACCCAAGUCUACUCCUGGCUCAGAAGCCCAGGAAUGGCCAUGGCAGGCUAGGCAGGACUUCAGAGCCCCAGAUAACACAGUAGAAUGCAGGGUACCUCAAGGGCCAGUAUCCCAGCCCAAGCACUCCACCAUCACCCACUUGUCCUGCCUCCAGGGAGCUAUGUAUCCUCGCAGUCUGAGGACUGCACAGAAACAGAGACUAGUGGGAAGCUCCCCAGAAUCCUGCAGGCAUCAGUACUUUGAGUCAUUACCCCCACCCCCCAAGCUGUGUGGGAUUCUACACAAUUAAGGCCCAAACCCCCUGUCCCCACAGGGAGACCAGAGCUACCCAUGACCCUCCCAUCAUUUCACAACCUGGCUGUGUGACUUGGACUAAGUGGACAUGAAAGGGAAGGAACAGAGUCAGCAGUGGCCCGUGUUGUGUUCCCAGCCCAUGUAAGGGGCAGGAGUAGGUGCUCAGAGAUGAUGACAGCUAAAUAAAAUACCUUCUGCUC
Messenger RNA from Phodopus roborovskii (desert hamster), 1642 nucleotides. Its product is annotated as kinesin-like protein KIF6. The record is from RefSeq and is a predicted model, not a curated record. Bases 11 to 790 code for a protein of 259 amino acids. The transcript has 10 exons. Lineage: Eukaryota; Metazoa; Chordata; Mammalia; Rodentia; Cricetidae.